ACAACAAUGAAGAGUUCUGUGGUAACAAGCUCCUCUGUGCAACUAAUGGAUGUUCCUCUGAUAAAAAAGAGUGCAACCAAAAGUAAAGUUAAUAAUGAGACUCAGAUUGUCUGGAGAAAUGUAAUUGCAUUUAUUUACUUACACGUCGCAGUGGCAUAUGCAAUAUAUUUGGCAUUUACUAAGGCCAAAGUCCAAACAGUAAUAUUUAGUUUUAUUUUAAGUAACGUGAGUGGAUUAGGAAUUACUGCAGGCGCACACAGGCUUUGGGCUCAUAAGGCUUAUAAAGCAAGAUGGCCUCUCCGACUUUUUUUAGCCUGUUUACAAACCAUCGCUUUCCAGAAUCAUAUCUAUGAGUGGGUUAGAGACCACAGGGCACACCACAAGUUCUCAGAAACUGACGCGGAUCCUCACAACGCUAAAAGAGGGUUCUUCUUCUCCCACAUAGGGUGGUUGAUGGUGCGAAAACACAGAGAUGUCAUCGAGAAAGGAGCCUCUGUUGAUAUGUCUGAUCUAAAAAAGGAUCCUAUUGUCAUGUUCCAGAAAAAAUAUUACUUUCUGAUCAUGCCGAUGAUCAGUUUUGUUAUACCUACUUUGAUCCCGAUGGCACUAUGGAACGAGAGUUUAUCUGUGUCCUGGCAUAUUGCAUCCAUCUUGCGAUACACCUAUUCGCUUCACUGCACUUGGCUAGUCAAUUCUGCGGCUCAUAUCUUUGGGAACAAGCCUUAUGAUAGGCACAUCGGACCUACAGAGAAUAAAUUGGUCGCGAUUCUGGCGGUGGGUGAAGGCUGGCACAACUACCACCACGUGUUCCCGUGGGACUACAAAGCGGCCGAGCUGGGAAACUACAGGACCAACAUUAGCACCGCUCUUAUAGAUCUGGCAUAUAAAUGCGGUUUGGCAUACGAUUUAAAAACCGUACCAAGUCAUUUAAUCGAGGCAAGGGUAUCAAGAACUGGAGAUGGUACGCAUCCAUCAGAAAUGAAGAAAUUGGAGCAUCAGGAGGAUCAUCACCACCUUAAUCCAAUUUGGGGUUGGGAUGACAAGGACAUGACCGAGGAACACAAGAAACUUGCCAAAAUAAUAGAGUAAGCCAGGAACACGUACAACGAAAUAUUGUGCUACAACACAGAA
This is a messenger RNA of Aricia agestis (brown argus), 1131 nucleotides long. Its product is annotated as acyl-CoA Delta-9 desaturase-like. The transcript has 7 exons. Gene Ontology annotation, molecular function: iron ion binding; stearoyl-CoA 9-desaturase activity. Lineage: Eukaryota; Metazoa; Arthropoda; Insecta; Lepidoptera; Lycaenidae. Bases 7 to 1089 code for a protein of 360 amino acids. The record is from RefSeq and is a predicted model, not a curated record. Gene Ontology annotation, biological process: unsaturated fatty acid biosynthetic process. Gene Ontology annotation, cellular component: endoplasmic reticulum membrane.